AUGAAUAAUAUUUUUUAUGAAUUGAAUAUAUUUAUCAAUCUAUUACAAUUGACACCUAAUCUUCAUACAGUUACAUGGAUAUCUAUAAAAAAUACUCUAAAAGAUUUACUUUCACUUCAAGAAAGUAAAGCUUAUCAAUUAGUAUCGAAACAAAAUCAAGUUAAAAUGAUCAUUAUUCAAUCUAAUUAUACGAAGAAAAUGAUGGAAGUAUUAAUUCAUCUUUGUCCUCGAGUUCAAUACAUUUCACUUGGUCUAUCUGAUCGAUCACUUGACGCCACAGCUCAUUAUCUCUUAUCAGAAAUUAAUGAUGCUACUCUUCAUUUAUUCUCAUUAUGUAUUCGAGUAGCAAGUCCACAUUGGAUUAAAUAUUGGAAAAUGAUUAUUCAAUUAAAGUUAUUGAUUCAAGCUUUUACUUAUGGUGGGCAGGAAUAUGUCUUGAAAUCCGGAGAGUAA
Molecule: messenger RNA, 453 nt
Organism: Adineta steineri
Lineage: Eukaryota; Metazoa; Rotifera; Eurotatoria; Adinetida; Adinetidae
Source: the annotation of a GenBank genome assembly